This is a messenger RNA of Notothenia coriiceps (black rockcod), 721 nucleotides long. RefSeq names its product low affinity immunoglobulin gamma Fc region receptor III-like. Gene Ontology annotation, cellular component: external side of plasma membrane. The annotation marks the transcript as partial. Lineage: Eukaryota; Metazoa; Chordata; Actinopteri; Perciformes; Nototheniidae. Gene Ontology annotation, molecular function: transmembrane signaling receptor activity. The transcript is spliced from 6 exons. Gene Ontology annotation, biological process: immune response; cell surface receptor signaling pathway. The record is from RefSeq and is a predicted model, not a curated record.
UGAGACGCUCAGACAGCAGGAAGACAUCAUGGAGGUCACAGCGCUCUGCUGCCGACUGCUGACGGGUGUAAUCAUUCUGCUGGGUGCACAUAUUCAGGAGAGUUCUUCGCAAAACAAUGACACAGCUUUUCGUAUUAUUGCAGAGAGACUGCAGCUCUUUGAGUACAAGCCCUUCUCUUUUCUCUGCGAGGGUCUUGGGUAUAAUUUCAAAGGAAUCAGGAAUGGUAAAAAGUUAACAAAGGAUUGUUCUAUGAUUAAUUCAACAACACUGAAAUGCACCAUUCAACAGGCCUAUGCAAAGGACAGUGGAGUUUACUGGUGUGAGGAUGAAAAAGGAGAGAAGAGCAAUUCUGUCAACAUCACUGUCACCGCUGGCUCUGUGAUCCUGGAGAGUCCUGUGCUUCCUGUGAGAGAGGGAGAAUCUGUGACUCUGAGCUGCAGAAACAAGACGACCACUUCCUCCAUCCUCUCAGCUGACUUCUAUAAAGAUGGCCGCCUCAUCAGGAGCAGCUCGACAGGAAACAUCACCAUCCAAAGAGUUUCUAAAUCUGAUGAAGGACUCUACAAGUGCAGCAUCUCUGAAGGUGGAGAAUCACCAGAGAGCCGGUUUGCUGUCAUAGGGAAAUUCAGACCUCAGAGCAACAACAGCAAUACGAGUGAAACACAGGAUAGGACAGAAAGUGGUGACCUACUUAAUGGAGAAAUGCGUCCUUUCCUCAAU